AUGGCUACAGACUCCCGCAAGCGCCUCGCGCUCGCAAUCGUCGACUUUCUGCAGUCAUCGCUCAAGGACGGCACACUGCAGCCAGAAGACGCCGACUCCAUUGAGAUCGCGACCAACUGUAUCGCUGAGUGCUUCCACGUCGACCCCAACGACAAGACCGCCGUACAAGAUGCGCUUGGCGGCCAGAACCUCUUGAGCAUCUACGGAGUAUACGAGAAAUUGAAAGGUAAGGGCACGCCAGCAGCGGCGGCAAGCGGUGCGGCAGCAGGAGCAGUAGCGAGUACAGGUGCAAAUGUCGACCAACCCACACCCAGUGGAUCACCGACGGAGGAGAGCGAGAAGUUGAAGGGUGUUGGAAAUGCCGCCAUGCAAAAGAAGGACUACCAGUCAGCUGUGGACAACUACACCAAGGCACUUGAGAUCUGCCCCCUGAACCCCAUCUACUUGUCGAACCGAGCUGCAGCGUACAGCGCGCUGAACAAGCACGAAUUCGCAAAGAACGAUGCCGAGCUCGCGACCGCCACCGAUCCAAAGUACACCAAGGCAUGGUCUCGGUUAGGCCUGGCACGAUUUGCUCUCGGGGAUGCAAAAGGCGCCAUGGAAGCUUACCAGCAGGGCAUCGAUUCCGAGGGCAAUGGUGGAAGUGAGGCUAUGAAGAAGGGGUUCGAGACGGCAAAGAAGAAGGUCGAGGAAGAGGAGCGCGCCGGCGCAGAUGAUGAUGAAGACGACGAUGUUGCAGACAGUACCCGUGGUGCUGGUGGCGCUGGUGGUAUGCCCGAUCUUGGUGGUCUCGCAUCGAUGCUCGGCGGAGGGGGCGGUGGUGCAGGUGGUCUCGAUCUCAAUGCCCUGCUUUCGAACCCUAUGAUGCGAAGCAUGGCACAGAAUCUCAUGUCGAAUCCAGAAGCAAUGAACAAUAUCAUGUCAAACCCCCAGCUUAGAGGCAUGGCGGAGCGAUUUGGUGGAGGUGGUGGCGCUGGUGGUCAGGGAGGUGGAGGAAUGCCAAAUCUCUCGGAGUUGAUGAACGAUCCGGCUUUAAGGAAUCUGGCUCAGAACUUCAUGGGUGGUGCAGGUGCAGGGGGUGCUGGAGGCGCCGGCGGAAACGCUGGCAACGGAGGAAACCAAUAG
This is a messenger RNA of Zasmidium cellare ATCC 36951, 1125 nucleotides long. RefSeq lists its product as uncharacterized. NCBI's taxonomy places the organism in Eukaryota, Fungi, Ascomycota, Dothideomycetes, Mycosphaerellales, Mycosphaerellaceae. Bases 1 to 1125 code for a protein of 374 amino acids. The transcript is spliced from 3 exons. Gene Ontology annotation, molecular function: protein binding; molecular adaptor activity. Gene Ontology annotation, cellular component: TRC complex; membrane. The record is from RefSeq and is a predicted model, not a curated record. Gene Ontology annotation, biological process: post-translational protein targeting to endoplasmic reticulum membrane.